Molecule: messenger RNA, 2572 nt
Organism: Acanthoscelides obtectus
Lineage: Eukaryota; Metazoa; Arthropoda; Insecta; Coleoptera; Chrysomelidae
Source: the annotation of a GenBank genome assembly
GCCAUGAAAUCGGCAAGGCCAUCUUCGAUCUUUACACUACAAAGCAUUUCCUCUAGACAGUCAAUUGUUCUAUCCCGGCUUCUCAUUGGUUGCUUGUCCACUGCUAAUAAGGUCCACUAUACUGAGAUAACUUUUAAAACAAUGAAUUUGCUUGGUACAAAAUUUUUGUGGAGGUACAUUUACCCCACUAUAUGAAUCUUUGAGUAUAAAAGAUACUGUUGGGAUUUUUCGUUUUCAGUAUACGAUUUCGGGAAAUUUGAGAAUAAUUAGUAAAUUCUUAAUGACUGAAUCUUAGCUUUUUGACAAUAUUACCGAAAUUUCGGGUGCUCUGAGAUGUUCCAACUUGACAAUUAUUGUUGGUGUUUGAUUUUUGCGACCAUUUUGGAUCAAGUGAUAUGUGUAGAGGACGAAUAUAACACUUUGUACAAGGAUGGUUCUUACGAAUUUGGAUAUACGAAUCCAGAUUCGUACCAUUAUGCUGAUGGUGACAGGAAGAAUGUGGUUAAGGGAGAAUUCGGGGGCAGGAAUCCAAAGACCGGAGCAAUAGAUUCUACAGUAUACACUGCAGGUCCUCGAGGCUAUAGACCUCGAGGUAAGAAUGUGGUUCGGAAAUAUGACCUCAGUCAAAGUGGUCCCAGAGCUAUUGGUUCACCUGAUGACCCUUAUUACGACCCUUACGAAGAUCCCAGUUACAGCUUUUCGGUUAGGACUAGAACUUACAACAGGGAUGAAAAUGCUAAUAGAGUAGGUGACGUAAAUGGUAGAUAUUCCUAUAUUGAUGAUGUAGGGGAAAGACACAAUGUAGAAUUUGUAGCAGGAAAAAAUACGGGUUUCCAUGUAAAGACUCCUUUUCCUGACUCAAAUCCAAGGGCUUAUGGCCCUCUAUAUUUCAACGGAAGAGGAAAGCCCAUACCAAGAGGGAGGACUUCUAUACAAAGAGGAGUAGAUGGAAGUUACAGGUUCGUUUCAGCUGGUCCCGACCAAAGAAGGACCGAAGUGAGCGACUCUACGGGUCACGUAAGGGGUUCUUACACUUACCUCGACGAUAAAGGUGUCCAACACUCGGUACAUUAUAUCGCUGGUCCUGAGACAGGAUACAGGAUCCUCAAACAGGUCAAGGGACCUCAUCUACCUACUGUGUUUCCUUUUGGAAGACCUGAUAUAAUCCCUCCAGAUUUUUAUGAUUAUGACAAAGAUUACAAAGAUGUGUUUGAUACAGCAGCUAGUGGGCAUGUAAGGCCUGGGCAAAGGAAAAAGGGUAGACCUAUAGGAGGCGACAAAACAGACACCCCAGCUUACGACGAUAACGAGGUCGAUGACAAACCACCAUCUGAGGAUAAGCCACAAUUUGGCGAUAAGCCACGAUUCGGUGAUAAGCCACGUAUCGGCGAUAAGCCUCGUUUUGGUGCUAAGCCAAACAAACCUUCAUUUGAUGACGACGGAGAUGAAGACUCUGGUGAUUUUGGUGAUCUAUUUGGAGGAAGUAGCACCGCUUCACCAAGACCUGGUGGAGACAGGGGUGGGGGUUACAAACCAAGCACUUCUAAACCAGCUGAAACUGGUUCCAAAGAAGAUGGUUCUUACAAACCAUCUGGAGAUGAUGGAUCGUAUAAACCUAGCUCAACAACCCCAAGACCUGGAGGUUCUAGUACUCCCAUACCUGAGGGGGCAGGAGGUGGUUACCCUUCAGGACCAAAACCUUCACCUAGCUAUGAAGAUGGAGUUGGUUCCAAUGGUGGCGAUUUUGGUCUAUUCGGAAGUGAGACCAACCACCCUAAGCCUCCAAAGCCAUAUGGAGGUGGUCCAAGCAUCUCUUUGAGACCUUAUGAUGGAAGGUGUCCCAAAUGCGAUGAUACGAUCAUUACGAACCUUGGAGAUAGUUAUUUCCAGGUACCUCCAGGGGUGUCGGUUAGAGCUCAUGUUCAAGCUAUAGAUUUGGUGCCUCUUACUCCUAAGGUACCCUCACCGAGUGAACAAUACAGAGUCGAUCUCUCGCGAAGCAGAGAACAACUAAACGCACCAGAAGACAGCAUAGUUAAAAGAGAUGAGCCUGAUAGUUAUACUUCCUCGACAACAGAAAAUAUCCAGACAACCACAGUUAUAACAACUACUUUAUCGAAUAAUGACAAUUCUACUGUCACAUCGUGAAUAAAAAAAUAAAAUCUCAGCCACAAUAUUUACCUUUUAUAAUGUACAGUGUUAUUAUUUGGUCAUUACAUAUAACGGGCAAUGCGUACCUAGAGGAUGUACAAAAAAAUAAAAAACCUAAUCCCAUAUUCAACUGCCAGUAAAGCUAUGCUUACAAUAACUGAAUUGGUGUUUGUCUUAUACAAAUCAAAAUACGCAUCAAGUAAAGGAACUACUUAAUUUAAAUCUACAAUCUAUUCUAUAAUCUAAUUUUAUUCAUUUUUACUUCUGAAACAAAGUAUGAAACCGGCACGAUUCAAGCAGAAAAAUUGUAGAUAGUUCAGCUAAAAUUAAUUCGAUCUUAAAUAACAUAUUUCAACACUCUUGAAUUUUGUGUAUUAGAUUACCCAAGUUGUUGUUUAUGAAUAUAUUUAUUGUUUAAAAU